Messenger RNA from Strongyloides ratti, 1746 nucleotides. Its product is annotated as Acetylcholinesterase. The record is from RefSeq and is a predicted model, not a curated record. The coding region runs from base 1 to 1746 and encodes 581 amino acids. Gene Ontology annotation, molecular function: acetylcholinesterase activity. Gene Ontology annotation, biological process: acetylcholine catabolic process; choline metabolic process. NCBI's taxonomy places the organism in Eukaryota, Metazoa, Nematoda, Chromadorea, Rhabditida, Strongyloididae. The transcript has 2 exons. Gene Ontology annotation, cellular component: plasma membrane.
AUGAAAAUUUUUUAUCAACUAUUUCUUCUUUUUUGUUCUGUAACAUGUUACGACGGAGAUCCAAUAAAAACAUAUUAUGGAACUAUUGCUGGAACAAAAAAAACAAUAUUAGGUGAAGAAAUGACAGAAUAUUUAGGAAUUCCCUAUGCACAAGCUCCAACUACAUUUUAUAGAUUUCAAAAACCAUAUGAAUUAGAAAAAGAUCGUUUUAAAGAAACUUAUAAUGCAUUACAUAAAGGAAAAGCAUGUCCACAACAUAUUAGAGUUAUGGGUUUUGAAGGAUAUGAUUCAUUAAAUCCAACAGAGUAUGAUGAAAAUUGUCUUAAAUUAAAUAUGUGGGUACCAAAUAAUGAUGAAAAAAUGCCAGUUAUAGUUUUUUUCCAUGGUGGAAGUUGGACAGUAAGAACUGGUAAUGCUGAUAAAUUUGAUGGAUCUGUUCUUGCUUUAAAAACAAAGUCAAUAGUUGUUGUACCUAACUUUAGACUUGGAUUUUUUGGUUUUUCUUAUUUAAGUGGUGAAGAUGGAAUAGAAGGUAAUAUGGGAUUAUUAGAUCAACAAAUGGUAUUAAAAUGGAUUAAUAGAGUAAUUGAAGAUUUUAAUGGUGAUAAGGAUAAAGUAACUAUUUUUGGUACAGGUACUGGUUCAUCUUCAGUAGCAGCUCAUUUACUUUCAAGUAGUAGUAAACCACUUUUUAAAAGAGGAAUAAUGAGUUCUGGUACCAUAACACAUUUUAUGAGUACAGUUUCAAGAGAUAUUGCUGAAACAAACACUAGAAAUGUUUCAGCAUUGGUAGGAUGCAUUGAUAAUGUAAAUGAUAAGUCAAAAAACAACAAAGAAAUUUUAAAAUGUUUACGUGAAAAACCUGUAAAUGAAUUGUUAGAAGCUGCUAGAAAAGUUAGAGCUUCUGGUCAAAUGCCAACACCAUUUCCUUUUAUGCCAAUUAAUAGUGAUACAGAUUUUUUUAAUGGAAAUAUUAAAGAACUUUAUGAGAAAAAAGAAUUUAAUAAAGAUGUUGAUUUAAUGCUUGGAAGAACAGCAGAUGAAGCAACAUUUUUUAUGGCAACUGGUUUUACAAAUAAUAGUAAUAUGGGUUGUUAUUUUUAUCCACAAAAACCUGCUACUGACCCUGAUAAUAAAUGUGAAAUGAAUGAAAACAACUUUAAAUAUUUAGUUAAAUUUGGAGGAAAAAUAUUAAAUUUUAAUGAAACAGAAAUUGAAAAGUUACAACAAAUUUAUGAAAAAUCUGCUAACUCAUAUACUAACAGAUCUAUUAGAAUUUUAUCUGAUUUUGUUUUUGAUUGUGAACUUUCUAAAUUUGCUAUUACAUUUGCCGGUUCUUCUAAUGGUAUGACUUAUUUUUAUGAAUAUAAUAGACGAUCACCAAUUAAUUUAUGGCCAGAAUGGACUGGUGCAAUGCAUGGAGAUGAUUUGAAUGAUAUAUUUGGUAUUCCAUUUAGACAUCCUGAGAAAUAUGAAAAAGACAUUUUACAACAUGAAAAAGAUUAUUCAGAAAAUGUAAUGUGGGCAAUUGGUAAUUUUACAAAAAAUGGUGAUAUAACAACAAUAUGGAAUAAAUUAGAUUCUACUGAUCCUAAAGCUCUUGUAUUAAAUGGAGAAUUAGGACAAGAAGGAAAAGAAAAAAAAUAUACAACUGUUACACCAUCAACAUGUACUGAAUUUUAUAAUCUUAUUAAAGAAUCUUUACAAUGGAAAGAGACUUUAAAAAGCAUGAGUACAACACAAUAA